UCGGCGUUGAAAAAAAAUUCUAGCUUGGGAACAAGUAAAUUGCCAAGAUUUAGCUGACAUCUUCUGGACAUUUUUAAAAACUUGAUGAAAAAUAAACAAUUUAUUUUCAAUCUUUCAAACGUCCCGAUAAUAAUAAGAAUGGAUAAAAAAUAUAAUCAAGUUGAAAAUAAUGAACCUGCACCAGCUAUUCCUUGUAUAAUACGGCAAUCCUGUAUGAUGACACAAAAUGUUUUAAAGAUCAUGUUGGAUUAUGGGAAAUCGAAUAGUCAAAAUCUACCAGAAUUAUUUGUGGAAAUAAAGAGAGUUCGGUUGUAUCGUAAAAGGUAUUUUUGUAUUGUAUCAGAUGGCAGUAAAAAACUUAUAAAAUGUAUGUUUUCAAAAACGUUAACUGAUAAAGCUGGCAAAAUAGAAUUAUUAGAAGGGAUGAAUAUCAAAAUAACUGAUUAUUAUGUCCAUAGAUUUGAUCUUUCUCAACUUAAAAAUGAUCCCACAGGAAAAUUCGUUGAUUUAAUAGGAAUAACUAACAUAGCAUUUAUUAAAGUUGACCCAAAUUACAGACCUUCAAUGAGUGAUACUGAGAAAAUAGCUCCAGUCAAUCCAGUUACAACUCCGAUUGAUGCUAAUAAAAUAAUUCCAGUUGAUGCUGGUAAAAUAACUCCAGUCAAUCCUAUUAAGAUACCUCCAAUUGUUGCUGAUAAAGUAGUUCCAGUUACUGGAGUUAAACCAGUUCCAGUUAAUGCAGUUAAAACAGCUUCAGUUAAUGCAGUUAAAACAGCUCCAGUUGCUCCUGAUAAAGUAACUUCAGUUAAUACUGGAGUUAGAAAACCUCAAGUUAAUGAAUUUAAAAUAUGUAAUUUAACAACCACUUUAAGGAGUUCAUUAAUCAAAGGGAAAAUUAGAACAUUCCCUAGAUCAUUUAGACCAUUUAUCGAAGCAUAUUUUUUAAUUACUGAUAGCACUGGAGGUAUACUAUGUUGGCUUUAUUUUCCUAUGAGUGAUAAGCUGAGAAGAUUUAUCAAGGAUGGAUUUACGAUAGAAGUAAAGGAUGGUAUAGUAAAAAAAAAUAUAAAAAUAAUGAGAGAUAUUCCUCAAUGUGAACUCGAAGUAAAUAUCAAUUCAACAUCGACAAUAAAUAUUUACAAUAAUGACAAGGAGUGUAUUUUAAGUUACAAAAACCCGCCGAAACUAUUAUUAGAUUCUGAUCCUUAUAUUGACAUUCCUACCGCUAGAUAUCCGCUUCUGCAAACUAUACGUAAAAGACAUCCGGCGAUCAAACUUGAACUCAUCGCCGUGUUAGUCGACCAAUCAGUUGUACAAACAAAAUAUACAGAUUCUUUUAGACAUAUAGUUAUUCAAGAUGAGUCGAUAAGGAUGCAAAUAACAUUAUGGAAAGAAUUAGCUGAAAAGUUUAGUAUUCCAAAUGGAGAAAUCAUUAUGGCGGAAGAUUUUUUUACGACUAUGCACGGUAACAUUGUUGGGUUAUCAUCGCGAGCUAAUUCUAAGAUAAUUAUUGCUACAAAUUGUGCUGAUAAAACUAGGAUAAAAAAAUGGUACAAAAAUUGUCUAAAAUCAGCUGUAACAUCAACGUAAAUAAAUUUAAAAUAAAUAAUUUUUACAUCAAACUGACAAUAGAAAAAAUUUGUACACUUAACUCAUUUCAAAUCUCCCGCCAAAACG
Messenger RNA from Microplitis mediator, 1677 nucleotides. RefSeq lists its product as uncharacterized. Lineage: Eukaryota; Metazoa; Arthropoda; Insecta; Hymenoptera; Braconidae. The record is from RefSeq and is a predicted model, not a curated record. The transcript is spliced from 11 exons. Bases 85 to 1590 code for a protein of 501 amino acids.